AUGUCACCUGCAAUCAAGAAGGCAGCAAACUUCUCAUCCAUACGUACCUUAUACAACUUCGGAGUGAAAGAAAAGAGGAGUGUCGAUAUUGAGGUAGGGAGAACGCAGCAAACCAGGAAAAUCGAUCAGUCACUCUCUAGAAAACUUCCCAAGGGUACUCUCUAUGACCCUUUUGAUUUUUCUAUUGGUCGAAUCCAUUUAGAUAGAAAAUAUCAGGCAAAUAAAAAUGCAAAUAAAAGCGAUGUAAUGAAAUCCGGUGCAAAUCCUUUAGAGUUUUACGCGAGGCCAAGAAUACUUUCGAGGUAUGUCACCUCCGCAGGAAGAAUUCAGCAUAGGGAUAUAACAGGUUUAUCGGCCAAGAAUCAAAGAAGGCUAUCAAAAGCCAUCAGAAGAUGCCAGGCAAUAGGGUUAAUGUGA
Messenger RNA from Saccharomyces kudriavzevii IFO 1802, 417 nucleotides. RefSeq names its product mitochondrial 37S ribosomal protein bS18m (gene RSM18). Lineage: Eukaryota; Fungi; Ascomycota; Saccharomycetes; Saccharomycetales; Saccharomycetaceae. Gene Ontology annotation, biological process: mitochondrial translation. The record is from RefSeq and is a predicted model, not a curated record. Gene Ontology annotation, molecular function: small ribosomal subunit rRNA binding; structural constituent of ribosome. The transcript has a single exon. Gene Ontology annotation, cellular component: ribosome; mitochondrial small ribosomal subunit. Bases 1 to 417 code for a protein of 138 amino acids.